Messenger RNA from Aspergillus caelatus, 468 nucleotides. RefSeq lists its product as uncharacterized. Bases 39 to 425 code for a protein of 128 amino acids. NCBI's taxonomy places the organism in Eukaryota, Fungi, Ascomycota, Eurotiomycetes, Eurotiales, Aspergillaceae. The record is from RefSeq and is a predicted model, not a curated record. The transcript has a single exon.
CUCUCAUCUCGCCGGCUUUACAUGUAAGCUUUAGAAGUAUGGAUGAGGAGGUAAACGGACUCGUUCGCAGUGGAUGGUCUGCGGAGUAUAGCGUGCCUGCUUGUGACAAUUCUCGUCCUAGGAAUACCAGCCUACAGAGGGUCUUCCGCAGUGGUGUGGGUGGUCUUGCUAGGGUUUUCAAUUUUGGUGUUUCUACUGUCCUGGACUAUGUUUCUCGCCUGAGUGCAGCACGGAAGUUGCAGGGUGGCCAUGCCGUGGGUGAAUCCGGUGCAAUUAAGACGGAAACGCUGGAAGAGCAGUUACGCAUUGCGAGGGAAUACACCGAUAAGAUAAUGGAUUUCUGCGCUCGAGAUCCAGAAUGCUUGGCCUUUGCUGCUCAGCUCUAUGAGAAGAAUACGAGUGAGCAGAAAUCGAAAGCGAACUAAAGCCUUCUGUCCUCCAAGCGCGAAAAAUACUCGAGUGGUGUAC